Messenger RNA from Owenia fusiformis, 6141 nucleotides. Lineage: Eukaryota; Metazoa; Annelida; Polychaeta; Sabellida; Oweniidae. The record is from the annotation of a GenBank genome assembly.
CUUAUUUUUAAGCAUGAAUAUAUGAAAUAUAAUUUAAUAAGAAAUUAAACAUUAAUCUUUCAGAGGUAACGGAAGAGAUGUAUGAACUUGGUUGCAAAAUAAAAGCAUGUGACCAACAAAUUGAAUUGAAAGAACAGGCAGACCUCAUGUGUCAACUUGGACAAGAGUAUAUCAGAUCAGCAGAGACAUCUGAUAUCUGGUAUGAACACUACGUUUGGUCCUGUGCACUAUAUAAUGCAGCCAAAUGUCGAAUUAAGAAAUUGAUUAGAAAACAAACUGAUGGCAUAAACACAGCUCUUAAAGAUGACUUGGAACACACUGACAAACAACUCCAGCUUAUAGAAAGUAACUUUGUGAAGAAGUGCCGAGCUGCAAAUCAUAGCGAACUAUCUACAGAGGCUGCAACACAGAAGUAUACAGACACACUUGAAAAUAUACGAGAGUACUCAAACACCACCGUAAAUGACAUCAUCGAAAAGUACAUGGUAGUUGAUGAUGUCACCACAGAGAUGAAAGAAGAAGAUGAAGACAACACAAUAAAACACAGCAAGGUGUUUUAUAAUGGACUAACACAACAGCUUUUAGAUUUUUAUAAGUCUAUUAUCAAUGACUCUAUUUCUGUUUUAGGACACCCCGAUUGUAAGUUUGCAUUCUUAGCACUUGGUUCUCUAUCCCGAAAAGAGGUCACUGCUUAUUCAGAUAUUGAGUGGGCAAUACUGUUUGAUCCCUUAGAUAAACCAGUCAAUCAAAUCAAAACACAAUUGCGUAUGAUAGCCUAUUACAUGCAUUUGAAGGUGCUUAACCUUGGGGAAACAUUGCUAAACUGCUUAGACAUACCAGUUCUGACAGAUUACAACAAACACCUACCCCCUGACAUGAAAGACAAUGACUUUUAUGACAAAGCAACUACUAGGGGGAUUUCCUUUGACGGGACACAACCUUGGGCUAGCAAAACAGCUAUUGGUAGAAAAACAGGAGUAGAUCCCAAUAAACCUCCCAGACUUGAACUUAUCAUGACUGUGGAUGAGAUGAGCAAGUUUCAGUUCACAGAUGAAUCAAUCAAAGAGGGUUAUCACCUUAGUGACGUUCUCAUGACAUCAACACUCAUAACUGGAGAACUUGCCUUAUGGAAGGAAUACAAUGACAAAGUACAUUCCAUAUUAUCAUCACCAUCUACAACUAAUCCAGACAUCACUAUAGGAAGAGAACGAGCAGUAAAAACACUGGAGAAAGACUUAGAAAAAUACAGUGAAAACCCCUUGUCAUCAGAAUCAUUCACUCAGAAAAUGCAUACAAAGCAUGACAUAUACAGAUUUGCCACAAUCACUAUAAAUAUUCUGAAACUCAUGCAUGGUUGCACAUCAUUUGCUCCUCUAGAUGUGUUAGAGGAAUUGAGAUGGAAGGGUAUCCUUUCUGAAGGGGCAACAAAAGAUCUACAAAUCAUGGUUUGUAGUGUAAUCAAUCUUAGACACAUGGUCUAUGGAAAGUAUAAGCAACAAAAGGAAUUCAUAUCAUUCUUACCAAGUGACUCUCAAGAUGAUGAAACAACAGAAGUGAUGCCAGUCAGAAGUUUUACAGCGAUAUUACGAUUUUUUAACACAUUCAUGCCCUGGUGUGAAUUUCUCAAAUCAAACUUAAAUGUAAGUGGUGCCUGGGCAUAUAGUAAGAGAUAUGUUGGAAACAAUGAAGUGAAAGCGCAAUUAUAUAAGAACACUUUUUUCUUCAAGAGGGCAAUGCAUGCUUAUCAAACAGAGUUAAAAACACUUCGAACCCUAGAUGCAGGAGAGCAUGAGGUGAAAAUAGCUUCCAUACAGGAUGCAAUAGGUUCACUGUAUGAGUCACAAGGGAAUUACUCAGAUGCACUCUUCCAUCAUAACGACAGUCUGAAAAUAAGCAGAAAAAUCAAUGAUGAAAGUGGGGUCUCUAGAUCACUUAACAAGAUAGGUAUUGUGUAUAAAGGCAUGGGAGAACUGACUAAAGCACUUGAAUAUCAUCAAGAAAAUCUGAAAAUUGAAAGACUAAUACACAUAGACAGUCCCCACCCAGAUGUCGCCUCAUCACUCAACAACAUAGGUAAUGUGUAUAUAGACAUGGGAGAUCUGACUAAAGCACUUGAAUAUCAUCAUAAAGGUCUGACAAUGUAUAGACUUAUACACAAAGACAGUCCCCACCCAGAUGUUGCUGCAUCACUUAACAACAUAGGUUUUGUGUAUAAUGACAUGGGAGAAUUGACUAAAGCAGUUGAAUGUCAUCAAGAAAGUCUGACAAUGUUAAGACUAAUACACAAAGACAGUCCCCACCCAGAUGUUGCUGGCUCACUUAACAACAUAGGUUUUGUGUAUAAUGACAUGGGAGAAUUGACUAAAGCAGUUGAAUAUCAUCAAGAAAGUCUGACAAUGAGAAGACUAAUACACAAAGACAGUCCCCACCCAGAUGUUGCUGCAUCACUUAACAACAUAGGUAGUGUGUAUAAAGACAUGGGAGAUCUGACUAAAGCACUUGAGUAUCAUCAAGAAAGUCUGACAAUGAAAAGACUAAUACACAAAGACAGUCCCCACCCAGAUGUUGCUAGCUCACUUAACAACAUAGGUCUUGUGUAUAAAGACAUGGGAGAUCUGACUAAAGCACUUGAGUAUCAUCAUAAAGGUCUGACAAUGAGAAGACUAAUACACAAAGACAGUCCCCACCCAGAUGUUGCUAGCUCACUUGGCAACAUAGGUCUUGUGUAUAAAGACAUGGGAGAUCUGACUAAAGCACUUGAGUAUCAUCAAGAAAGUCUGACAAUGAGAAGACUAAUACACAAACACAGUCCCCACCCAGAUGUUGCAAUGUCACUUAACAACAUAGGUAAUGUGUAUAAUGACAUGGGAGAUCUGACUAAAGCACUUGAGUAUCAUCAAGAAAGUCUGACAAUGAGAAGACUAAUACACAAACACAGUCCCCACCCAGAUGUUGCUGGCUCACUUAACAACAUAGGUAAUGUGUAUAAUGACAUGGGAGAUCUGACUAAAGCACUUGAGUAUCAUCAAGAAAGUCUGACAAUGAAAAGACUAAUAAACAAGGACAGCCCUCAUCAAAGUGUUGCAACCUCACUUAACAACAUAGGUCUUGUGUAUAAGGACAUGGGAGAUCUGACUAAAGCACUUGAAUAUCAUCAAGAGAGUCUGAAAAUGGAAAGACUAAUACACAAAGACAGUCCCCAUCCAGAUGUUGCUUCAUCACUUUACAACAUAGGUAAUGUGUAUGGAAACAUGGGAAAUCUGACUAAAGCACUUGAGUAUCAUCAAGAAAGUCUGACAAUGAGAAGACUAAUACACAAACACAGUCCCCACCCAGAUGUUGCUGGCUCACUUAACAACAUAGGUAAUGUGUAUGAUGACAUGGGAGAUCUGACUAAAGCACUUGAAUAUCAUCAAGAAAGUCUGACAAUGAGAAGACUAAUACACAAAGGCAGUCCCCACCCAGAUGUUGCAAUGUCACUUAACAACAUAGGUAAUGUGUAUAAGGACAUGGGAGAUCUGACUAAAGCACUUGAGUAUCAUCAUGAAGGUCUGACAAUGAAAAGACUAAUACACAAAGACAGUCCCCACUCAGCUGUUGCAACCUCACUUAACAACAUAGGUCUUGUGUAUAAAGACAUGGGAGAACUGACUAAAGCACUUGAAUAUCAUCAAGAAAGUCUGACAAUGAAAAGACUAAUACACAAAGGCAGUCCCCACCCAGAUGUUGCAAUGUCACUUAACAACAUAGGUAAUGUGUAUAUUAAGAUGGGAGAUCUGACUAAAGCACUUGAAUAUCAUCAAGAAAGUCUGACAAUGAGAAGACUAAUACACAAAGGCAGUCCCCACCCAGAUGUUGCAAUGUCACUUAACAACAUAGGUAAUGUGUAUAUUAAGAUGGGAGAUCUGACUAAAGCACUUGAAUAUCAUCAAGAAUGUCUGACAAUGGAAAGACUAAUCUACAAAAACAAUCCUCACCCAAAUGUAGCUAAAUCAUUGCUAAACAUAGGUAUCACACAUGAGAACAUGAAGGAGCAUACAGAAGCACUGACUUAUUACUCUGAAGCUCUAAGCAUUGCUCAUCAGUAUGGAGGAGAUUCACACCCUGAUUACAUAAAAGCAUUCAAUUGGAUUGAUGAGUGCAAGAAUAAAUUAAAAUUGACUGAGAAGAUUAAAUCAUGUACUCUAAUGUGAAACUGACUUUAACCAUUGUCAUUUAAACUGGUUUCUGAGACUCAGGCCAAACACCAGAAAAAAGUGUCCUGAAUGUUUUGGAGUGAUAUCUCUAUUGUUCUAUUAACUAAAAAAAACAAUAAUCAUACACAAAAAUAUUUACACCAAUAGAAAAGGUAAUAAGAAAUUAAAAAAAUUAUUUGAAAUGAAACUGCAAAUAGUAUUUGUCUUAAUUUUCAUAAUUUUUUUUAAAAUACUCUAGAGAUGGAAUUCCACUGAUUCAAUCAUAUGUUAGUAAUACACCUAUUCUGCUUGACCCAUUCUGCAAUUUUUUUCAAUUUUCAUCAUUAUUAAGAUGGAGGCCCUCUCUAAUCUAACAGUUCCUUGAUACCAACUUACUAGAACUUAGCAAACCUUACAUAUAUUAAAGGCAAAAUCUGAGCUAUAGGGGGUGACACUAUUACAAGCAACUUGUAUUAUUGACCUACCAAUCUAUUUGUUACAAUAUCAAAUACAAGAUCUCCCAAAAGAUUCACAAUAUGUUAUAAAUUGGUGAAGUUAUUAAUGAUUCAAAGUACAAAAUGGGUGAAAAAUGUUUAAAUUCUCCCAAAUAACAAGAAUGGUAACCAUGCUUAUAGAAAAAUAAUACAUUAUUGUAAAAGUCUUUAGUUUUCCUGAAAUAAAGUAUGCACUUUUGUGAUUUUUAGAUAAUAGACAUGACAAGGAAUGACAUGAGCCAAAAAUAUUCUAAAAUUGAAACCAUUUUUUGUUUAGCCUGCUCGCUAUAUCUGAUUCUCUCUUUAAGGAAUGUAGCCAAGCCAUACACACUCAAAUCAGGGUUCACCUUUCGUUCAAAAAAGUCGGUCAGACAGACUACUUGAAAAAUUGACCUACUUGAUAAAAAAAAGUGCCUACCCUUAAAUUUGGUAGGCUGAUUGAAAAAUCUAACGACCCCACCAAAUAUUACCCUACCCCUACAAGAAUAGGAACAUCCCUGGUCGCAUUCACAUUGUUAUGUUAUUAUAUUGUAUAUACAAUAUACAGUGAAACCUAUAAAAGGGAACACCUCUAGAUGUAAACAGGAUGUACUGAACACCUAAUUUAGUACCAAUAUUGCUUGACUGACACUGACAGACCAAUCUGACAGCCAAGUGAUUCCAAACUUGGAUGACUGUGUCGAAAAACAGAACGGCCUUAUUGUAUAUCGUGAAAACUGAUAUCGAAGUGUCUUCCUUUUGGUCAGAUCGAAGUGAUGAUCUAUCUUCAUAAAAGCAAUUUAACAAAGGACUUGACCCCCCCCCCCUUUUUAAAUACAAUUCCAAUGUUUUUGCUUAACCCCACUAUUUGCUAACACUACAAUUCAUUAUCUCCUCAUUAUUUCAGAAGAACAUAAGUCAAUUGAGUCUCAACCUGUAAAAUAUAUGAACCAGGCAUAUAUUGAAUUCCAGUGACCUCUUUAUUGGGAGUUAUGUAUUUCUAGCAUUUUAAGUGUGAAAUUAUAGUAGUGCUUUAAUACCAGUAUAUCCUUUCAUUAUAGUCACAUAUUAUGUAUUGAACUUGUAUCUUGUGCCAUUGCAAACUUGUAUUAAAGCAUAUUUACUAAAGGGUGCUGCAAAUGAAAAAUUGAUUCAAAAUAGAGCUGUGCAGCAGUAUACAGAAACCUGUAAUGUGGAACACCUCUGAUAAAGAGACAAUUUUCAGAAUUUCAAGAUUAACUGACUUAAUGAUAAAUGAACCUCUAUAUGAGGUUUAACUGUACAUAAUUUUGAAAUAUAAGAGUAGUGACAUUUAAUAAUUUAUAUUGUACUAAAAUGAUGCUUCAAUGAUUAUGAACACUGGCCCGAGAUGCUAGAUGCUUAUUCUUAUGCUUAAGGGACAGGGUUGUAUAACUUAACCCAAAAAGGAUAUCUUAACAGGACAUAAUUUUAAGUCCAAAACGCUGAAACCAUUUUUCCACCAGUUUUUAAAA